Messenger RNA from Octodon degus (degu), 2994 nucleotides. RefSeq names its product ST6 N-acetylgalactosaminide alpha-2,6-sialyltransferase 1 (gene St6galnac1). Lineage: Eukaryota; Metazoa; Chordata; Mammalia; Rodentia; Octodontidae. The transcript is spliced from 11 exons. The record is from RefSeq and is a predicted model, not a curated record. Gene Ontology annotation, molecular function: alpha-N-acetylgalactosaminide alpha-2,6-sialyltransferase activity. Bases 625 to 2319 code for a protein of 564 amino acids.
CCUUGCGCUGGAACCAGGAAAUGAACUCAGGAUCGGCCCCCACACUCCCAGGCCUUCAGAUGUCUGAGUUCAACGCACUGUACUGUGGAGAUCGCCAGCAGCAGCCCAGUGCAGGUGCUCUCCGGAGCUCAGCUGCCCCUCCGAGCCUGCAGAUAUUGGACAGCACUGACCCCAGUCCCUUUUUCUGAGCCCGGGCUGACAGGAAAGGGACACCCUGCUCGGGUUGUACUGGUUGUUGAUGAGUAAAUGAUUUCUCAGGGCCGCUGCUGUUCCCUGUAGGAACGUGAGCCCCGGCUGGCCACAGCUCACUCCACGCCUGGGCACCUGCAGGCUUGCCCAGCCCGUUUCCUCAGCUGUGAAAUGGGGACACGAGAACAUCCUGCUCCUGGAGUGGCCUUGGAACCACAAUGGUUCCGGUGAAGAUAAGGCAAGAAAAUUGAGUAAGCCUGUAAGACUUCCUAGAGCAGCGAAGGUGGCUCCUCCUUUCCUGCCCUGGCAGAGACUGACCCACCCCAGAGCCGGGGAAGGGUGUGCACUCCGGCUGGCACACAGCAGCAGACCAUCGGCCCCUGCCUUGGGCCCUGAGAUUGGCAGAAGUGUCCCUCGAGGCCCCAGUCCCCCACCAUGAGGUGCUGUCCACGGAGACCCUUUCACCUGGGCCAAGGUGUCCUGUGGCCCCUGCUCUUGGCUCUGCUCAUCUUCUUCGUCUUCACCGUGCCCUUCUUUAUCAAGGAGCCUAGCACAAAGCCUUCCAGGUAUCAAUAUUCAUGGAACAAUGUAAGGUGGGCUUGGAAGUCACUGCAAAACUCAAUGUCCCUGGCUCCCAGCCUGCGACAGUGGACAAGCAUCCAUGCAGAGCCAGUGCAAAAGAACGGCAUCCUGGACACAGACCCUGGACCCACAGCGCACCCAGUCAGAGGGAGCAGGAAGACAGAGGGUGCCCGGGCACCACAGUGGAAGCAGGGGACGCUGCCCAGUGCAGCCAUGGCAGCACUGCCGGAGAGACAGGGAGAAGAGAAAACCCCGGGGGAUGCACUGCCACUCCUGGUGGGGACAACGGCAUUGACAUUGCAGAGUCAGGGGGACCAGAAGGGAAUGCCAACAAAGACAAGGGUGUUAAACAGGCAGCAGGGCAAAGCACUGGCCACCACAGGAGGAGUGACAACGAAGACAAAGCAAGCAAAGACCACAGCAGCUGUCCCAGCCAAAGGGAAGGCAGCACAGGGCGCUCCCACACCUUCCCCACGCCCCGCCAUACCAGGACCCCAAAUAUUGAAGGCUGCCAACUUCAAGUCGGAGCCCCGGUGGGACUUUGAGGAAAAGUACAGCUUUGACGUGGCGGGUCUGCAGACGUCAUGCCCUGACUCAGUGAAAGUCAAGGCUUCCAGGUCAUCAUGGCUCCAGAAUCUCUUCCUGCCCAACCUCACUCUCUUCCUGGACUCCAGCCGCUUCAACCAGAGUGAGUGGGAGCGCCUAGAACACUUUGCACCUCCCUUCGGCUUCAUGGAGCUCAAUCACUCCCUGGUGCAGAAGGUUGUGGGCCGCUUCCCACCAGUGCCCCAGCAGCAGCUGCUCCUCGCCAGCCUGCCUCGGGGGAGCUCCCACUGCAUCACCUGUGCCGUGGUGGGCAACGGGGGCAUCCUGAACAGCUCCCGCACAGGCCAGGAGAUAGACAGCCACGACUACGUGUUCCGACUGAGUGGAGCUCUUAUUAAAGGCUACGAGCAGGAUGUGGGUACCCGGACCUCCUUCUACGGCUUCACGGCCUUCUCCCUGACCCAGUCGCUCCUCUCGCUGGGCAGCCGCGGUUUCCGGCACGUGCCGGUAGGAAAGGACGUUCGCUACCUGCACUUCCUGGAAGGCACCCGGGACUAUGAGUGGCUGGAAGCUCUGCUUCUGAAUCAGACCCUGGUGAAAAAGAACCUUUUCUGGUUCAGGCGCAGGCCCCAGGAAGCUUUCCGGGAAGCCUUACAGAUGGACAAAUACCUGUUGCUACACCCAGACUUUCUGCGCUACAUGAAGAACAGGUUUCUGAGAUCCAAGACCCUGAACACCACCCACUGGAGAAUAUAUCGGCCCACCACUGGCGCGCUCCUGCUGCUCACCGCCCUGCAGCUCUGUGAUAAGGUGAGCGCCUAUGGCUUCAUCACCGAGGGCCACGAGCGCUUUUCUGAUCACUAUUAUGAUAAAACAUGGAAAAAACUCAUCUUUUACAUAAACCAUGACUUCAAGUUAGAGAGAGAGGUCUGGAAACGGCUACAUGACGAGGGUAUCAUUUGGCUGUACCAGCGCCCCCAAACUCCCAACGUGAAGCACUGACUGGCGCCUGGGCUAUAAAGGUCUCUUCUUUACCGCCUCCAAAAACGGGGAGCUGGGGGAGUCUUGAGGCUCCUCUGCCAUCUGCUCCAGCCUCCAAGCCCUCCAGGCAACACCUCUGAAGAAAACUCCCUCAAGAUGACAAGGGGUUGGAGUCUUCGAGAAAAGUUGCUGCAGGCUCUGAUGGAGAUUCCUGAGGGGAUUCGGGAUUAAUGGGGGGUGAAAGUAGUCAAAGCCCCAAAUCACUAGAAGAGCACCCUCCACUGUCCAGAAGCCACUUGGCUCAAACUGAAGAGCCGAAACACAGAGAGACAAACUCUGGAUUGAGUUUGAAUUUCAGAUCUUCUUAGACAUUAUAAAGUCGUGGAGUUAUCUGAUAAUCCUAGUAAUCAUCGGAUUCUAAAAGGACCGGACUUUUCCUUGUCCUCUGAGUUAUUUGACAGCCCAGUGUAUUGUAGAAAACAGUAAAACAAGUGAUUCUUGCCCAUGAAGAUGCAAAUAAAUUUUGUACAAUGAAGAUUUCAUAACUCCAGGGAUAGUCACCAGCCUAGUACCAACUUGAAAAUUCACUCUGGAAAUCCUGAUUGCCUAAAUAUGUGUCUGGGGCUGGGAUUCUCUGCUGAACCAGUUUUUAUUUUUUAAUUGGUUCUUUCAUUAAUGAAUAAAUAAAAUGCUUGA